GGCCUGGCCAAACUAUACGGUCGUACUAAACUAUACUAUACGAAUAACAGAAUAACGGGAAAAGGCCGGGAUAACGGGACUCAAGUAUCAUGAACUUUGGCGUCGUACUAUAAUUUCGUGACAGUAUUGUCAACAAUGUGUCAGCAUAAUAAAAACCAUAAAAUAGCACUGGCACGCUCAAAUCAAUCCUACGACUCUUCUCUUUCCGCACAGACUCUAAAUUUACUGGCUCGGUGAAUGUGUAUACGCAGCUUAAAGAUUCGUGAGUGAAUGGCCUUCCUAAAAUUUUGACAGACAGCUGUAAAGUACUUGCUCAACUUGCUCCUCGACGCCUACACAAAAAGUAAACAGACGUUGUAUGUUCCAAAUUAGGUCAAAUAAUUGAUCUAUCUUAGAUAAACUAGUCAUUUAACUUAAAAACAGCACUGAAAGUAAAUUAAUGAACACAUGCAUCACAAAACAGACGUGGAGAGAAUAUAUUUUUAGCACACUUGCCGGCUUUUUGGCACCAUGUUUAAAUUUGUGAUCUUGGUAUUCGUUUUGUACGGAAAUGUUAACCUUAGCGAUGUAAGCUUUUACGAGAUUUUGGGUAUAACGAAGCACUCCACUACGCAGGAAAUUCGGCAAGCUUAUAAAAAAUUAGCGAUAAAAUAUCAUCCUGAUAAAAACCAGGAUGAUUCAGUUCAGGAGAAGUUUCUUAAAAUCACCGAAGCAUAUGAAACAUUAAAAGACCCUCAGAAGAGGCGCAUGUAUGACACUUUCGGGGUCCAUCAACCAAACUCCAGGCAGCAUGACUACCGGAGUCAGAAAGAGUACAAUAAUAUGUUCUAUAAUGGUCUUUACCAUGAAGAUCCGUUUGUAGAUACAGUCUCAGGGAAAGAGUUUUACAAUUAUUUAAGUGAUGGGUUGCACUUCAUUAACUUCUAUUCUCCAUUCUGUCCACCGUGUCAAAAUCUAGCUGAUCACUGGAAAAAGCUUGCAGAAGUAUAUAAGGGCAUUGUAAAAGUAGGUGCAGUGAAUUGCAAAUACCACAAUUCAUUUUGCUACAACUCAAUGAGAAUUGGCAGCUAUCCAUCUCUAUUAUUUUAUCCUGAUGGGAAAAAAGGCAACUAUAUUUACUACCGUGGUGCUCAUACAUUUAAAGCAUUGGAAGAUUUUGUCCUAUCAUACAUAGAAAAAACAAACUAUGUACCAACUCUGACAUACCUUAGAGGCCUCGACAAACCCAUGGCUUAUGUAUUAGGAAGAAACAGAAUAGAUCAUGAUGCUUUGACAAGACUAGCAUAUCAUUUGAAUGGGCUUGUCACACUAGCUGUGAUUGAAGACGACAACAUCAGGUCUGAACUAACAAACAAUGAGUACACGACCGUAGUGUACCGGUACAGAAAAACGGUGAAGGAGAUUACUAGCACAGAAGAGAAGGAAAUCCUGAGUGAAGUCAUCGAGGCUCUGCCUACUAUUGAACCAGUGGACCCAGAGAAGUUUAAGGACAUAAGAAAUCAGCUUCGCACUGGCCACCAAAACGCCUGGGUCUUGUACUUCUCGAAGAAGGAUGACGACAAACUGUUGCUGUAUCAGAUGAGGCUGAAAUUCCCAGUUUUGCAUUUUGGUGAAAUCGACUGCGACUCGUGGUCCCAGCUCUGCCUGUCCCUGCAAGUGCAGGCCACGCCGGCGUGGGCCCUGCUCAAGCCGGGCGGCGCCUACCAGAAGGCUGCGCCGUCGGCCGACCUUAAGACUUUCCUUCGAGUAGCCCCGUUGGCUACUAAGCUGCAUUCGUUGGCGCCAACUGCCAUUCAGACUUUGCACGAAGAUGUGGGAACUUGGGUGGUGCUAGUAGUGCCAUACAAGGCCUCAUGGGACACUAUCGCCGAAGCAUUCACGCGCACCUCUCUGCAUUUCCAGAACUCCGAAGAUAUAAGUUUCGGCAUAAUUACAUGCUGUGAAAAGACCGCGCACUACUGCCGUGAAGCGAGUUCGAAUUCGCCAGUAAUUCUGGUGCAAUCGGGCGACAAGAGAGACAUGUACAGCGGCCGAGUAGAUGAACACCAGAUAGUGGACUUCAUACAGCUUAUAAAGGAUAGCGCAGAUUUGGAAUUGACGGAGGAGCAGGCCAUGGAGAUAUUAGAUCCCAGCCGCGAGGAAACGUGGUUGGUGGCCUACCUGCCGCCUGGCUACGAAGACUUGAAGCAUGUCUGGCGACUGGUCGCCAAUAAGCUGCGGCCGCUGCAGUUCGUGCGCGCGGGCGUGCUGCAGUGCGCGCGCGGCGCCGGCGGGCUGUGCGCCAACGUGCGCGCGCCCGCCGCGCGCCUCUACCCCGUCGCGUCCGGGCAACACUACUCAGUAAGUUUGGAGCAUCUAAAUGAGGCGCCAUACAUAUUGGAGUGGGCGUUGGAGCACAUUGACGACUCGGUACAGAAACUCAAUUGGAACUCCUUCUCCAAGCGCGUCAUAGCAGAAGAACUGCAACCCUCGAGUGGCAAGAAACCCUGGUUGGUCUACUUCCACUCCCCACGGUGCUACCGCUGCUACGAAAUGUAUCCCGAUUUCGCGAUAGCUGGCAUACUACUCAACAAUGCCGUAAACCUGGGUAAAGUGAACUGUCUCAACGAGAGAGGUGUAUGUCAACACGAGCACAUCACCAGCUACCCAUCCCUUCGCCUUUACCUCAACAGAAACAUGCACCAGAGAUUCAGCAGUGUCAUCUCCGUACAUGUGCAAGACUAUGCCUCUCUUCUUAAGCACAUAAAGGCACACUUGAUGAAGUAUGAUGAAAGUUUACUGGCUGGCAUCGAUUUGAAGUCGAGGCAUGAUGAGUUAUAAAGACUAAUGAUUUAUAGGUAGCAAAAUUUAAAUAAUCUCAUUAAUUGUAAAAAAAAUAAAGACAUCCUCCAGGACAUCUGCUAGAUAUAAUACAACUAGAUCUUUUUAACUAUUAAAAUUUAGCAAUCAUCUCAUUUAAUUCUCUUCUUAUUCCAAUCAUCUAUUAUAAUUAUUAUAAGAUAAAAAUGUGAUAAUAAUCCACUUAUCCUAUUUUUAGGAUCAUCUCAUAAAGAUAUUUUUUAAAUAAAUAACUUAUUUAAAUUA
This is a messenger RNA of Cydia pomonella (codling moth), 3084 nucleotides long. RefSeq names its product dnaJ homolog subfamily C member 10-like. Bases 511 to 2820 code for a protein of 769 amino acids. Lineage: Eukaryota; Metazoa; Arthropoda; Insecta; Lepidoptera; Tortricidae. The transcript has 16 exons. The record is from RefSeq and is a predicted model, not a curated record.